Molecule: messenger RNA, 138 nt
Organism: Chironomus riparius
Lineage: Eukaryota; Metazoa; Arthropoda; Insecta; Diptera; Chironomidae
Source: the annotation of a GenBank genome assembly
AUGGGAUUCUUUGUUAGAUUACUAAGCAAGGGAAUUCUCAGCUCAAUUUUGGACGCUACAAAACUUUUUUACCCAUACGGAAUAAAAAUCUUCAAGUCAAACAAAAUAAUGGUGGAAAUGAACCGUCAUCUUAUUUAA